Diospyros lotus (date-plum) is the source of this 741-nucleotide messenger RNA. RefSeq lists its product as uncharacterized. The transcript has 2 exons. The record is from RefSeq and is a predicted model, not a curated record. Lineage: Eukaryota; Viridiplantae; Streptophyta; Magnoliopsida; Ericales; Ebenaceae. Bases 98 to 481 code for a protein of 127 amino acids.
ACAUGGUCCAACAGCGCAAAGGAAGCUUCUCUUUCCAACUCAAUACCUCUGGUUGCUGCUCUCUCUUGAGUCCUGCCCAUAAACUUAGCAGUUUUAUAUGGCGACUUCUUCAGCACCUUCUCUGUGCUAUGCAGUUCUGCCAGCUUUGAAGCCGGGUACCCGGUUGUCGGUGCAAGUCAGAGCUCGGAGCUACGGAGAUGAUGGGAGGUCAAGUAACAUGGUGGAUGCCAACUUGAGAAUUCUAAGGGAGAGGAUAGAAGAGGUUAGCAUCAAAGAGAGACUGGAAAGCUGCUAUCAGAGGGGACAUGGAUGGAAUUAUGUGCCUGCCUAUGAUUGCAAACCCAGGAGAUGUGCAGAGAAUUCUAAGCUGUUUGAGCUUUUUGGCUUGGCAAUUGGGACUUUUGGCCUCACCAUAGCCACUGCUUCUCUUUGCCUUUUACUUGUUUCCCUAUUAAUUGGUUCAUCUCUAUCUAUGAACUGAACUGGCUGAAAAGAUAAUGCCUCUCAAGGAGUACAUCUUUCCCAUAAUUCUCCAUGGAUAGAGUGCAUUCUCUAACUUGAAGUUACCGAUCUGUACCAGGCAAUUUUCUUCAAGGCUCUUUCUAAAGGUCAACGUCUGUGUGCGCAUUUUUUCAGUUUCUUUUGUUCGAAGGCAGAACAUAUUGAAUAUAGAAAUUAAUUCCGAAUUGUUGGAUCAAGACUGUUUUGUUUUGUCUCUUAAUGCAAUUUCUAAGUUGUCUA